UCAGACUCUCUCUGCUGCACGAAGCAGUGCCACAGUCCACAAUGCGCUCUUCAAGGUGCGACGGUGUGAUGCGCACCAGACUCUCCAUCAAGUAACGGAAAGCUCUCCAAACGCUUCGAGUUUACCAACAAUGGAGGGCACAAACAACACGACAGCCUGGUCUCAGUUGGUCAACUCUUCCACUCCAGCACCCAAACCUGAAGACGAGAAGGUGAAGCUGAGUUAUCAAGUGGUCACAUCUUUCCUGCUUGGCGCGCUCAUCCUGUGCGCAAUAUUUGGGAACGCGUGCGUCGUCGCAGCCAUCGCCUUGGAGCGGUCUCUCCAGAAUGUGGCUAACUACCUGAUCGGCUCUCUGGCUGUCACCGACCUGAUGGUGUCGGUGCUGGUGCUGCCCAUGGCGGCGCUUUACCAGGUGCUAAACCGAUGGACUCUCGGGCAGAUUCCGUGUGACAUCUUCAUCUCUCUGGAUGUGUUGUGCUGCACGUCGUCCAUCCUGCACCUGUGCGCCAUCGCUCUGGACAGGUACUGGGCAAUAACCGAGCCCAUAGAGUACAUGAAGAAGAGGACGCCAAGGAGAGCCGCCGUCCUCAUCAGUGUCACCUGGCUGGUCGGAUUCUCCAUCUCAGUGCCGCCAAUGUUAAUCAUGCGCUCCCAGCCCAGCAGCAUGGAAGAGGACAGGAAGAACCCCAAGCAGUGUAAGAUCAGGCAAGACCCCUGGUACACAAUAUACUCAACUUUCGGGGCUUUUUACAUUCCGCUGACACUAAUGCUGGUUUUAUAUGGGCGGAUAUUCAAAGCAGCCAGGUUUCGGAUCAGGAGGACGGUGCGUAAAACGGAGAAAAAGAAAGUAUCUGACUCUUGCCUUGCGCUGUCUCCAGCCCUGUUCCACAAAAAGACUCCCGGAGACGCGCAGGGCAAGAACUGGAGGAGGAGCGUGGAGCCCCGGCCGCUGCCGAGCGUCAAUGGCGCGGUGAAACACGCGGAGGACGGCGAGUCUCUGGAGAUCAUCGAAGUCCACAGCAACUCCAAAGGCAACCUGCCGCUGCCCAACACCCCGAGCUCCGUGCCGCUGUUCGAGAGCCGGCACGAGAAGGCGACCGAGGCGAAGAGGAAGAUCGCGCUGGCGCGGGAGCGCAAAACGGUGAAGACUCUGGGCAUCAUCAUGGGCACCUUCAUCCUAUGCUGGCUGCCCUUCUUCAUCGUCGCCCUGGUCAUGCCUUUCUGCCAGGAGUCGUGCUACAUGCCCCGCUGGCUGGAGGAUGUCAUCAACUGGCUAGACCGUGAUGGAAAUCCAGGUAUAGAGACGAGCAGCAGCCCUGAAACCGGCACAAAGAGAUUGUUGUGGAUGAACAGAGGGCUCAUAAUGAUUACUGUUGAUCAUCGCCAUCGUUAUCAGUACUGACAUAUUCCCACAGGUGUCUGUAGCCUAUGCAUAGAUAAAGCUGUGAUCGUUUGAUUGAAGCUCCAUGUUCCUCAUUCUGUUCUGUAAUGUUCAAUAAAGAAAUAAUUUUUCAUA
Messenger RNA from Epinephelus lanceolatus (giant grouper), 1516 nucleotides. The record is from RefSeq and is a predicted model, not a curated record. Lineage: Eukaryota; Metazoa; Chordata; Actinopteri; Perciformes; Serranidae.